This is a messenger RNA of Erpetoichthys calabaricus (reedfish), 1675 nucleotides long. It is a transcript of the gene st6galnac4, whose product is annotated as ST6 (alpha-N-acetyl-neuraminyl-2,3-beta-galactosyl-1,3)-N-acetylgalactosaminide alpha-2,6-sialyltransferase 4. The record is from RefSeq and is a predicted model, not a curated record. Gene Ontology annotation, molecular function: alpha-N-acetylgalactosaminide alpha-2,6-sialyltransferase activity. The coding region runs from base 370 to 1224 and encodes 284 amino acids. Gene Ontology annotation, biological process: ganglioside biosynthetic process; oligosaccharide metabolic process. The transcript is spliced from 7 exons. Lineage: Eukaryota; Metazoa; Chordata; Cladistia; Polypteriformes; Polypteridae.
GAUGCGGGCUGCUGCCAGUUACGCCUUUCUCCUCCGGUAGACACUUUGAAUGGAGCUGCGUUUUAACAUAAGACUCUCUGGCCGAGACAGCGCGUGAAGCCUUCAGCCCGAUGAGUCUCGAGGAGCUUUCCGAACUGAAACGGCAGCCCCGAAGAUGUGACGCGGCUGCGACAAAGAAUCAUCACCCGAGCUGCCUUGAUGUGAUCCUCUCCUGGAAGAACCUGCUGAUGACUUCCAUGUGGUCGACAUUGCUGUCUUUUUCAUGAGGAGCUUUUAUUGCAGACGUGGUCACCAGGCAUAGAAGGUAAAGAUGACGAUGUUGUGUCGGAGUCUGAAGAGAUAAAGAGCUGACAACACACUCCUUGGGAAAUGAGAGCUUACAAGUGGCCCUUGUUUGGCUUUAUGACCCUUUUCACCGUGGAGCUGGUUCUCUAUUGUUAUCGGUGGAAUAAUCCUGCUGCUGUCGUCGACCUGAAAGGAUACAUCAGCUUUUCUACAGGGCAGUACCUACAGGUCUACUGCAAACAAUGUGCCUUGGUGUCAAAUUCUGGUCAGAUGCUUGGAGCGAGACGAGGAGGAGACAUUGACGAGGCAGACUGUGUGUUACGGAUGAACAACGCCCCGACGGUGGGCUACGAAAGUGACGUCGGCAGCAGGACCACACUGCGUGUUGUAUCCCACACCAGUGUGCCACUCCUUGUCAGGAAUGCCACGUACUACUUUAGGCAGUCGGCAGGCACGCUUUAUGUUAUCUGGGGUCCAGAGAGGAAGAUGAAGAAAGACGCGUCCGUCUACAUCCUACUGCAGAAAAUACAGAAGAUCUAUCCCAGUGUGAAGAUGUAUGUGUUUUCCCAAGAGAAGAUGAGCAGUUGUGAUGCCAUCUUUCAGAAUGAAACUGGAAAGGACAGGAUGAAGUCAGGCACCUUCCUCAGCACGGGAUUCUUCAGUUUAAUCCUGGCAAUGGACAUUUGUGAGAACAUCAGCGUCUAUGGAAUGGUGGACCAAGGAUACUGCAGUCAAGCCAAUCAUUCUUCGGUGCCUUACCAUUACUACGAGAAGGCGAAGCUCAACGAGUGCCUGAUGUACAACACGCACGAGAGAGCGGCUAAAGGAGGCCAUCGGUUCAUCACGGAGAAGGCCAUUUUCGCCAAGUGGGCCAUGCACAGAAAGAAGAUGACGUUUUCACAGCCUUCUUGGCCAGAGCUGGGAGGUCCCUUACUGUGAGCAGAAGAUGGCGACUGGACCUUCUCUGUCCUAAGAGAUUCUGUGCCUUCCGUGGACCUGAGGUAGAGGGGCUUUUUCUGAAGCACUUUAUAUUUAUUUGUCCUCUCACUGCAGGUCCACACCAACACUGUUUACAGGGGCCGCUCGCUGGCCUUUUCAGGGUCCAAAGCGACUUCCACGUUUAUCAACAGUGUUCAUCGUCACCUACUUCACUUUCUUUAUUGGUGCUCACUUUUAUAUUCAGUAUUUGAAACUUGGACUUUUGUGCAUCUGAUUGAAUGUCCGCACACACACAGACACACACACAGACACACACACCAUGUUACAUCUUACCCAAGUGUAGUGUCAUCACGUCAUCUUUACUGCUGGGGCAGACCAGAGAGUCCUCUCAGGGUGGGCCGUGUGUGUACAGCUCAGGCCGGGGGGCUUCAGCAGGUCAACACACCCACCU